Molecule: messenger RNA, 767 nt
Organism: Eurypyga helias (sunbittern)
Lineage: Eukaryota; Metazoa; Chordata; Aves; Eurypygiformes; Eurypygidae
Gene: DNAI7
Product: cancer susceptibility candidate 1
Exons: 4
Cellular component (GO): axoneme
Molecular function (GO): microtubule binding; beta-tubulin binding
Source: RefSeq, a predicted model, not a curated record
GCCAACAGUGGAGAACCGACGGCAUCAGCAGCGUAGCCUACGAAGCCCAGGAAAAGCGCGUCACCUUCGCGAUGGGUGCCUUUUAUCCCAUAGCGCUUCUCCAGGAUGCUCAUCUCAACAUGCCCUACCAGGCGUGGGAACUGCGACCUACUGCUGCGGAUGAGGCACUGCUUAGAGUUACUACAGGCUUUGCAACGGUUCACAUACAAAUUAAGGGCAAUCAGUGUAUGCUGUCUUCAGUAGUGGUGGAAGAGAAGGAUGUGCUUGCCCACAUCACAGGAAAAUGGAUAAGCCCACUUGACUUAAGAGCUGUUUUGAAAAAAGCUGGUGUGAAUAUUUUCCCAGGAGAGUACUCUCACAAGUACGUCCCUGUGACCGAGAAGGCUGCCCUAGCAGAAGUUCGGGCCUAUCAGCAAAUGGCAUUGGUUGCAUCUGCUUUUGCUUUUGCCUGGAGCAAGUGGAAUCUAGAAGCAGGUCAAGAGCAAGUAGUGUUCAAGGUGAGUGAGCAUCUCGAGACAGAUUCUGUCAAGGACUGGUCUCUCUACAUGUUUAACGGUCAGAAAGCACAAAAGCUCAAGAUCACCGAAACCAGUGAAGCUUUUUCAGAAGAGCUAGAAGAAGAUUCCGAAUUCCACUCCACUCUGUACCACAUGCUUAAGGACUGUGCGAGCAAAGAAGCAAUUGAUAGAGUGGAGAGCGCUAGCUUCCUGUUUAUUGACGUGGUGUAUCAGCUACUGCUUGCUACACGAGUUUUAACAUACUCUUAA